Molecule: messenger RNA, 6632 nt
Organism: Pipra filicauda (Wire-tailed manakin)
Lineage: Eukaryota; Metazoa; Chordata; Aves; Passeriformes; Pipridae
Gene: GAS2L3
Product: growth arrest specific 2 like 3
Exons: 12
Coding region: 533-2677 (714 amino acids)
Biological process (GO): actin crosslink formation
Cellular component (GO): actin filament
Molecular function (GO): actin filament binding; microtubule binding; cytoskeletal adaptor activity
Source: RefSeq, a predicted model, not a curated record
GUGGAAGGUGAGGAGCGCCUGAGCGGCGGCGGGCCCAGCCUGGGGGCCGUGGCAGGGUCCCGCUCGCGUCCGUGCCUCGGGCGCGCAGCUCCGGAACGGCGGCUCUCGGUGUAUCCAAGGCCUUUGUUGCCAUUUGGAAGGAGAGAGUGUGCUCACUGCGUGCUCACUCGCUUCAUGGAGAGGUGCGGAAAGGCAGUCCCUGAGGAGAGCAAUCAGCGUGCAUGAAUGGAACCCAACCGGUUUUAGAAGAAGUCAGACUUGGUUAUGACUCUGCCUGGUACUGCAGCAUUCACCUCACCAGAACACCUUCUGCACCUUUGCAGGCUGACUACUUGAAGGUGGCAGACGUCUGGGUCUUCUCAUCCUAUGCCUCUCCCAGUAAGUGAAAUAAAAGGAAGGGGAAAGAUACCAAUUGGAGUGUCUCUGAUAAAGUCUGAGAAGUGCUAGCAGUUGUGCUACAGGGAGGUGGUUUCAGCCUGAAAACGAACUGGUUGCUUGUUUGCUAGUCACAGAGAGGGAGAAACGAAUGUAAAUGCAGGUGACCAUGCAGAAUGCAGUUCAGGUGUGGUUUGGAGAUGACCCUCCCUUAACUCCCCGAAGUCCUCUGACUCCCAGACACGGGCCGGGUUUGGCAGAUGUGUGCCUGUAUGACCAGUGGAUAUCUGUGCGGCAUGAAGCAACUUUGGUGCCUAUGCAAGAAGAUCUGUCCAUUUGGCUGUCUGGCUUGCUGGGAAUGGAAGUCAAAGCAGAACAACUGCUAGAAGAACUUGAUAAUGGGGUAUUACUCUGCCAGUUGGUUGGUGUUCUUCAAAACACAAUUAAAAAAUGUUGUAGCUCAAAUAACUUAAGGAAUUUUCCUAUGAGAAAAGUUCCAUGUAAGAAGGAUGCUCCAUCAGGAUCUUUUUUUGCCAGAGAUAAUACAGCCAACUUUCUUAACUGGUGUAGGGCCAUUGGAGUUGAGGAGACUUAUCUAUUUGAAUCUGAAGGUUUAGUUUUGCACAAGGAUCCAAGACAAGUGUAUCUUUGUCUGUUGGAAAUUGGACGCAUUGUAUCCAAGUAUGGAGUUGAACCUCCUGUACUUGUAAAACUAGAGAAGGAAAUUGAGCUAGAAGAAACCCUACUGAUGACCUCUGGGCCACCAUCACCUGUUAGCACAGCAAAGUCAUGUUGUCACCAUGGGGAGCUACAUGAGGCAGUAAAACAUAUAGCAGAAGAUCCUCCCUGCAGUUGUUCCCAUCGGUUUUCAAUUGAAUACUUAUCAGAGGGACGUUAUAGACUGGGAGAUAAAAUACUCUUCAUAAGAAUGCUACAUGGCAAGCAUGUGAUGGUACGUGUUGGUGGAGGCUGGGACACUCUUCAAGGUUUUCUACUCAAAUAUGAUCCAUGCCGAGUGCUUCAGUUUGCAACUCUGGAACAAAAAAUCCUUGCGUUUCAGAAAGGGGUCACCAGUGACAGUAUCCCUAACUCAUCAGCUAGGAAUCAGGAGCCUCCUGUUAUGAAUCCAAUGUCAGCUGUCAAUAUGUUUCAAAAGCAGCCAUCAAAAGUCACUACUCCUGUUUUAGCUGUUGGGGCUGGUGCCAAGAAGGCUUUAUCUAAACAUCCUCAGUCCCCUGCUCUGGCAUCACCAAGAGUGCCAGUGCCCCCAUCUUCCACAGCCAAGUCAUCAACAGUCAGGUCCAAAUUACAAGGGUCUUCAGCAACAGGUGUACAGUCUCCUUUCAAAACAUUAGCUGGUAUCUCAAAGAAACUGGAGUCUCCUGCAUGCAGCUCACCAGCUUCUGCUUCUUCACGGCCUGUAAGCAAAAGUUCUUCAUGUGCAGGAACAAGAACAGCUGUAGUUCCCUCCGAAACAGUGCGCAAACGUAUUUGGUCCCCCGAUGCUCCCAAGGUGAAAUUUGCCCCGCCUCAGGGCUCCACAGCACCAGCACUCCAUCCUACCCUCUCAUCCUCUAAAAAACAGCCGUCUCAUUUGUCUGAGACAGCUGAAAUGAUGGCUUCAAAACAGAAGCGUGUCCCUGCUAAAUGCAAACCUGUAUCUAUCACUAAAACCAAAGCGAAUUCAGUCGCUCCAAGGGCUGCUCGGCCGCCUGUGACAAAUCUGCGUGCUGUUGCCAAGUUUGCGCAUUCUCAGGAGCAACUUGCAAAACCUCCUUCUGAAAAUGCUAUUCAGAUCUCGGGAACUGCGUCUCAGAAUCCUCAGAAAGCCCUACGAACAACUUCUGACCUGGCAAGGAAUUUGAAAAGUGCAUCGGUCCUCUCCGCUUCUGCACCUUCCCUUGCAGUUAGCAAAGCAUCAAAGUCACCACCUUCACUGAUACCUACAAGCAAACACGCAUCAUCAGCUGUCAGUAAGCAGCCGAAUAUCAGUAAUCCCAGUCUGGUUGGGCCCUCUUUAUCCAAACCUCCUGAACGUACCCCCUUAUCUGUUGUACGACUUCCUCAAACUUCUGCCAAAGUGGCAAUGACCAAAAAGUCGGCACAGCCUUCCACAAAAGGUCAGCCUUCAGCCAAAAACUUGCAAACAAACAAAAGCCUGGCCCCAGCAGCCAAGAAGCCUCUCCCGAAGGAACAGUCAUGUAACAAAGGAACACCUGGUGUGUCAAAAGUUCCUCUUGUGAAGAGCAGGCAAGAUGAUCACUAUUUUGUUAUGACAGGGAGUAAAAAGCCCAGAAAGUAAACUUAUUUUCUUCAAAAUAAGUUUAUGAAACACUGAGGACAAGAAAAAAAUGUUAAAUAACACUACAUUUAACAUGAAAUAUUAGGUGUAACCUACAUUUUGCUGCAUAACUUACUGUAAGAACUGUGUUUAUUUUGCGAUUAGAAACUUCUAUUUGGAUAUAUUUAGAAGUGAGCUUGCUUGCUGUUUAGCACUGUGGAAUAGAAAAUAUUCCUGACCUGCUGUAAGAAAGGUGGGUGUGCUGGUUUAAAAGUAAACUGGAGGUAGAAGUGAAUGCAACUCAACAGAGAUCACAAGUCAGAGUUACAAUUUCCUAAAAAGAGAUUACAAUAAAUGAAAUGAUACAGAGAAAACUGUUUUUCACCCCCCACAAACAGAUAUAUAACCCUGGAACAAGAACAGAACAGUGUUUAGUGGCCCCUGUGCUGAUCACUACGUGGCCCCCCCUGACUGUAAAGUAAAAGGAAAAGAAAACCUGUUAGGUCAGAUGAUGGUGGCAGUUCUGUUGAAGUAAUGAGCACAGUCUUGUCGAGAGUGGCAAUGGCAGUCCUGUUGGAGUUCUGGUCCUCUGGAUAUGAUGAGUGGUACCAGAAGUUCCAAACCCCAAAGCUUAUAUAUGCUCAAGUUCAGAUGGUAAAUGCACAGUUCCUCCUCCAGGGCGGAGAGUUUCACAGUGGGUGAUUUAACUCUGUGAGUCAUGGGAUAUUUCUGGAGUCUUUGAUUUUUGAAGUCUAAGUGUUGCAGCUGCCUAUUAUGCCAGUCCAGUAUGGCCCAUUAGCAGAGGUGACUCCUCAGGCUGGGUGUGAAGGCGUUAAUGCCUUUCCGAAGGGGAGUUAUCACAGCUGAGUCACUGGUGUGAAAACAAAAGAACACUUCACAGCCUCUCAGGGUUUAUUUAACACCCAGCUCGUAGCCUUAGGUGCCAGGUGUGCCCUGGGCAGCUGCUGCAAAGGGUCCAUUAUUAACAGUCCAUCACAAAUGACAUAGAGUGUGUAGAAGACACAGUUUUGGUUAUACCCACAUGGUGAUAAACUGGUCCCAGCCCCUGUACCUAGGACAGUGGGAGAGAGGAAAGGGGAGCUAAGGCUGCUGCUCAUUUUCAGUGGAGCGAAGUCUGCCCAAGAAACAUCUACCCAGGGCAGAGCCUGAGUGACUCUGGUGGUUCUGGCAUGUCUGCAUCAAGGCCCAUGGCAAGCAGUAGAGCUGUGCUCUACUGUAACAUUUCUAAUACCUCAAACAAAACAACGGUUUUUAGUUCACUGGUGUCCCACAAUCCAAAUUUGGGUCACUUGCCUGUAUUAGAAAGAAAGGAAUCUUUAUUCAUGUUUAAAUUUUACAGACGAUGUUAUCGGUGUUUACUGUGCCCCCCAUAUGCCUUCUUCAGCUCUCUUGGAAGUGGAGCUUUCUUGGUCUAUGUUAAAUUGGACAUGGAAAAUCGUGACCUUGAUUGCUUGCUCUCAUUGUGCCUUAGUCUCUCAAAUUCAUAAAAGAUCUCUUCAGUGAGCAAUACUACCUUUAAAACCCAGGGGAGACAAGUUUGCUUAGUCCAUGCUCUAAUCUGACUAUAAGUGAGCCCAGGCUUUCCUAGAAAGCUCUUGCUGCGUUAAGAUAUGCUCCUGAGUUCCUGGGAGGACAUUUUCCCCUGGGCUGGAGCCCUACACCAGCUGCUGCUCUCACGUUGCAGCCCCAAAGCAGCUCCAGCUGCAGCAACACUGAGCUGCAAGUACUGACCUGUGCUGGCAGUCUUACUGCUCUGCAGGAAUGGCCUUUGCAUGUAAGGCUGAAUCAUUAAAUACUUUUCUCAGUGCUACAGGUUCAUUUCUGUAGGCACUCCUAGUCUGUGGUGGCCUUUUUUGUUUUAUUUAUGGAGACCUUACUGACUCUUCUCUAUUACUUUCUGGAGGUGAGGGGUAAUGCCUGUAAACCUCUUAAAAUGCCAGAAAGCUGUGCAUUGUUUACACUCUCAACUCUGAAGGCUUUCAGUGUGUUAAAUGUCUUACCUUUAACAGAAAGAGCUUCAUGGUAGAUUAAAAACUACUGUCUUUGGGAGUAGCACUGUUUGGGUUUUUUUGGGUUUAAUGAACAGUCAUUCCUGCAAACGCUGAGAAGCAGUGAAGGUCUGUGAAGAGACACUGCUGACUUCCACAGAUCAUCACUUCUCUCCAUUCCCAGUCUAUUUAUGGGCAGGAACAGGUGUGACUGCCAGAUUGGCUCCUGGAUGGUCAGACAAGAAAGUUUCCUAAAAAGGACAACAGUUUCUGCUGUUAUGAGGUUUUAUUGGUUUUGUUUGUUGGUUUUUUUUUCCCUGGAACUACAGUAAGCAAGCAUCAUGAACUGUGUUCUCAUGCGUGGCAAAGUCAUUGAGCUGUCUUUCUGAGCACCUUGUUAGCUUUUUUUACUUUAUUUAUGAUUCUAUUUAUGCAUAUCUACUGUACCAUACUGCUUACAACCUGCUGGGAGUAAACAGUAAAAACCAAUAUGCAAAUUGUAGGAGGAAAACAGAUCACUUUUGAUAAUGUGGACACAAGUCCCACAAGCUCACAUACAAAGCUGUAUGUUUGGGAAGGCCUUAGGCUUACUUAUUUUAUAAGUACACUGGUCAAAGCCACUACUACGAAUGUCAAGAAAAGUAUUGACUGUAGUGGAUUGCUGUCAGGUUUGAUAAAUUUGGCACAUGGUUUUAUAUGCUGAAAGCAUUUUACAAUAGAUGACUUGCUUUUGAUUUUUGGACAUCCAAAUAGUGAGUUACAUACGAUAUAUCUCAUGCAGAUUAAUAGCUGAAUUUUUGGGGUUUCUUUCUGAGUCUGGCUGAGAUGGAGUUAACUUUCUUCAUAGCAUCCUAUAUGGUGCUGUGUUUUAGAUUUGUGGCUAAACCGGUGUUGAUAACACACCAGUGUUGCUGAACAGCACUUGCCAGGGUCAAGUCUUUCUUUUUUCUGCUCUGCCCCCCCGUGAGUAGGCUGGGGGUGGGCAAAAGAUUGGGAGUGACAUGGCUAUGACAGCCAACCCAAGCUGGCCAAAGGGCUAUUCCAUAUCAUAUAUCAUCACCUCAACAAUAAAAACAAGGAAGAGGUGGAGAAAGAAGGAGGAGCAGGGUGGGUGGCUUUCAAGGUGGCUGUUUGCCAACUGGCUUGGCAUCAAUCUGCAUGUGGGAGGUAGUGAGGGAUUGCCUUUGCAUCACUUGGUGGUUUAUUUUUUUUAUAUCUUUCCUUCACUUGUUAAAGUGUCUUUAUCUCAGCAAGUGAGUCUUGCUUUUGCUGCUCUUCUCUCCCUCAUCUUGCUGGGGAUGAAAGAGAGAUAAGGGGAGCAGCAGCUGCCUAGGUGUUUGGCUGCUGGCUGAGGUCAACCCACAAUACUUUUUGAACCAUUUACAAGGUUUUUAGUAGCAAUUUAAACACUGAGACUCUUGGAUCUCAGUGUAAAGCAAUUUUAACAUCUACCUUUUUGAACUACAGAGAAAAUGAAGCAGAUAGCUUCAUUUUGUGAUCUAUUAUUUCAUGUAAAAGAUUGAUUUUUAUGGUUCAAAAUGACAUAAAAAGCAUAAGCUUUUACAGUUGAAACCUUUUUCAGCUAAUCUAAAGAUCAUUCCCCUGUUAUGCAUGGAUAGACUUGGUUUGAUUUUAUUAUAAAAAUAGUGUAUUUGAGCGUGGUCCAACUUCUGUGAAUAUUGUAGUCUUCACCUGUAUAGUCAUAUUCUAACCAUAAGUGUCAUGUAACAUGAGGCGAACCAAGAAUAAGAUGUAACGAAGUACCUCCUAAUGGAAAUACAUACUCUUUUUGCAAUGUUUAUAUUGCCAAAUAGCAAGUCUAAUCUUCAGCUUGUGCUACUUUUUGUGAGGGAAAGAUAAUUUGGAGCAAGAAUCUCCCUGAAUUCUUCAUGUCAUAUCAAUGUCCUUCUGUAUGAGUACUUAUUUUGAAUAAACAUACACUGCACCUUUUUAGGUGCCCACAUGUU